AUGGCGUCAAAAAGCCGGUAUGUGUUGCCUGCGGUCCUCAUUUCCGCCCUUGCAGCAGCUGGAAUGAUGGGCUACGUCACGCCCAAGAAAACGCCCGCCUCCCAGAAAGCAGAUGUCCAGACGGUCGCUGCCCGCGCUGGUGCCGAGCAAUUCGACUCGGCUGCCACCAAGAAAAAGAGCGCAGAAAUCGCACAAGAAACCGAGGAAUCCAGACGGCGUCGCAAGCAGGCUGCACUCGUGGCCGCAGUGCUGGUAGCGGCGGCCGUCUACGGUCUGCGUUCGUCUCUCUUGGGGGUUGACAAGGUGUCUUCGCCGACGGCACUCCAGGGGCUCCUAAAAAAACCAGAAAGCAUGCACGGCAUUGAUCCUGAUGCCUCCGUCGACUUCCAACCGGACGCGUCGGUCGAGCGGCAAAUGGAAGUGCCGGCCGAAGGUGCGGGUGAUGCAGUGCGAGGUUGGCAGCAUUUAGUCCGGGACUUUUCGGCGAUGUUAGCGGGAGAAUAUGCGCUAUCCCCGCGCGUCGGAGCGGUGGCCUCGGCUGUUGCACUUGGGCUUCUCGCCUUCUCGCUGGCAGCUGCUCGACGGGCAUCGCGUCGGAGACAACAGCAAGGGGAAGAGCGUCCAGCGUCACCAACAGCAGGCGAGGAACAGGCGGAUCCGGUGCCUGCUGAGGCCGCAGACCCUGCCGCUGAUCCCGAGCAGGUUGGCGAGAAGGAGCCUAAGAAACCGGAGGAGAAGGAGGCGCCUGCUGCGCCCGCUGCUCCGGCAGCUGAACCCGAGGAGAUUCCGAAGGCAGAACCUGAGAAGCUGAAGGAGGAAGCGGCGGCGGGUCAGACUGGAGAGCAGACAGAACAGACUGAAAGCGGCCCGAAGGAAGAGCGCGACGAACGAGAGGAAGAGCCGAAGCCUGAUGGUGAGGAGCGGAGCGAGGCGGCGGCAGGCGUCGAGGACAGUGGGUUGCCUGAUGGCGUCGCAAGCGUGCGGUCGGGAUUGUUGCAGCAGGUUCAGAAAUGCCGGGAGACCGUCCUCAGGCUUCGAAUGAAGGCGAGAUCGCUGGAAACUGUGGUCAGAAACACUCAGGCACGCAUGGAAGUGAUUAAGUCGCUCAAUCAACCGAACGUGCUGGUUACACUGUCGGCCACGCUCAAUAAGUUCGCGGAGGAACUCGAAAGUAACCACACGGCGGUGGUGGCAAACGUUAGGCUCGGCCGCCUCGCGCUGGAAGUGUAUUCUAUGGCGGAAGCGGUGGAGAAAGGACAGGAAGACGGAGUUGCUCCGGAGCAGCGUGCUGCGCUCGAGCAGAAGAUGGAGAAAGUCAUGAGCGAGCUCGAGAAGCUUUUGAAGGAAUCGGAGACAGAAGACACUGAGGAAGGAGCGACUGGCCCCGGUGUGACCGGCUCGCCGCCGGGACCCGGAGCUCCGAGUACAGAUGAUAUCAAAAGGCUUCACCUUCAGUUGCAGAACCUCAUGCAGUUCGCUACCACCACGGUGGCGGAAGGCCAGGAAGAUCCGUCCGCGGCAGCGGAACCAGAGCCCAAGGUAGCAGACCAGGAAACCAACAUGAUAAAGGUGAAGGAAGGACUAGAUCUGACUGAGCAGCGUGUGAAUCUGUUACAAGAGUUUGUAGACUCGACCGCAGCUGCAGUGGCUUUCUUCGCCGAUUAUGCCCAGAGAGCUGAGGAUGAUCUUCCCGCCCAAGAAGACGUUCCAGGCGAUUCCGCCGAGGUACAGCAGCUCAAGGACGAAGUUGAACGUCGACGUGGACUGCUUGCCGGUGCGCAGGAAGAGGCUGAGUCCAUCCGACAAGCUAGGGACGUUGGAGUACAACAUAUGAAUUUGCUACUGCAGCGCUUCGAGCAGCUGCAGCUGCAGGCACCAAAAAAUGAUUAG
This is a messenger RNA of Neospora caninum, 1890 nucleotides long. RefSeq lists its product as hypothetical. The transcript has a single exon. The record is from RefSeq and is a predicted model, not a curated record. The coding region runs from base 1 to 1890 and encodes 629 amino acids. NCBI's taxonomy places the organism in Eukaryota, Apicomplexa, Conoidasida, Eucoccidiorida, Sarcocystidae.